Molecule: messenger RNA, 2635 nt
Organism: Ananas comosus (pineapple)
Lineage: Eukaryota; Viridiplantae; Streptophyta; Magnoliopsida; Poales; Bromeliaceae
Exons: 17
Coding region: 137-1936 (599 amino acids)
Biological process (GO): peptidyl-lysine monomethylation
Molecular function (GO): protein-lysine N-methyltransferase activity
Source: RefSeq, a predicted model, not a curated record
GUAGCAGAUGGGCGCGUGGCAUCCGCCAUACCGCACCCAUCGCGGACUAACCCCAAACUAGGUAAAUUGGGGCCAUUCCCCGUAUAACUUUUCUCCAUAUCUCCGCCGCCGUCCGCUUCCCAACUUGUUUGGGCCUAUGAUGGCUGAUGCAGACCUCGACGAAGCCAAGCUCCAACUCUUCCUCCAAUGGCUACAGGCCAACGGCGGCGAGCUUCGCGGCUCCACCAUCCGCCACUGCGGCCCCAGCAGAGGCUUCGGCGUCUUCUCCACCUCCCUCCCCGCCCACAACAACGGCGAUGGUGUCGUAAUGGUGGUGCCGCUCAAUCUGGCCAUCACCCCCAUGAGGGUCCUUCAAGACCCCUUUCUGGGGCCCCGGUGCCGUGCCUUGUUUGAGGAGGGGCACAUCGACGAUCGCUUCCUCAUCAUGCUCUUCUUGAUGGUGGAGCGCCUCCGCUCGAACUCACUGUGGAAGCCGUACCUGGAUAUCCUACCAAGCAGCUUUGGAAAUCCCCUUUGGUUCACAGAGAAUGAACUUAAUGAAUUAAAAGGGACUACAUUGUACCGUGCCACUAUGUUACAGAGAAAAUCAUUGCAAGCAUUAUACCAAGAUAAGGUGAAGGGCCUGGUUGAGGAGCUUUCACAUUCUGAUGAGUUGCAAAGUACAAGAGAAGUACAAUAUGAAGACUUCCUAUGGACUGCCGCUUUUCAUCCUCAUGACAGGGCAAACUCUAUAUUUUGGACUCGAGCUUUGAACAUACCAUUUCCUCAUUCUUAUGUAUUUCCUGGGUCAAUAGAAGAGCAAGACAAGGAAAGUUCUUUCUUGGGUGGUGACUACGGUGCCUCUGUAACCCAAGUUCCUGGUGAAACGUCCAAUUGGAAACAAUCUAGAAAUAGCGAGGAUGCUGGCAUUCUGUUGGAGAACAACAGUGGUGAUGAAACUUCCAAAUCAGUUAAUAGAGAUCCUCUUUGGGUUGAGGGUCUUGUCCCAGGAAUUGAUUUUUGUAACCAUGGUUUUAAAGGUGCAGCAACAUGGGAGGUUGAUCCAACAGGUGCCAUAACUGGAGUUCCGGCUUCAAUGUACCUUGUUCUUGGUUCGAGUUCGGGCGUCUCCGGUGAGCGUGAGGAUCGUGCUGAUCAGAGAAUUAUUGAUGGUGAAGCAGAGAUAUCCAUUAGCUAUGGUAACAAAGGAAAUGAGGAACUAUUAUACCUUUACGGUUUUGUGGUGGGUAACAAUCCAGAUGAUUAUCUCAUGGUACACUAUCCUGUGGAAGCUCUCCAACAGGUCCCUUUUUUUGAUAGAAAAUCUAUUCUUAUGGAGAUACAGGAGGCUGAACUGAGAUGUCUCCUACCAAAAUCUUUGCUAGACCAUGGUUUUUUCAGCAACUACCCUCUUGAAGAAGAGGAUAAUAAGAGAAGUUCUAGUCUGAUCUCCAAUUAUAGUUGGAGUGGUCGGCGCAAGGUUCCUUCAUAUUUAAGUAAGUUGGUUUUUCCUCAGGAGUUCAUAACAGCUUUAAGGACCAUCGCCAUGAAAGAAGAUGAGCUUGACAAAGUUUCUUCUUUGUUAGGUGAGCUUGCGGGAUCAGAAGAGGAGAGAGAACCGUCAGCCAGUGAGGUGCAAGCAGCUGUAUGGGAAGUUUGUGGGGAUUAUGGAGCCUUGGAGUUGCUUGUUGAUCUUCUUCGUGUCAAGAUGGUUGAACUGGAAGAGGGUACGGGAACAGAAGCAUCAGACACUGAAAUUCUCGAGAAGCUCCAUUUCGAGGACCCUGAAGACUGCACAAGCCUUAAGAGUUGUUGCCGCAGAAAUGAGCAGACAACUGAUGGCAAGUUGAGAAGAAAUUAUUGGUCUAGUGUAGUAUACAGAAGAGGGCAAAAGCAGCUGACUAGCUUAUUUUUGAGAGAAGCAGAACAUGCUUUGGAGUUGUGCGCUAAAGGAUAGCCUUGAGAAGUGCCUUUGAAUAGGGUAGCUCAUCAAUCUCCACACAUUUCAAGUGAAAUAAAGUCUCUCUUUCUUGGCAAACGAAUUGUUAUGAAUUGAUUUAGAAGGCGAAGCAGGCACAAUGACAAUGUUUUCUUCGAUUUCUUUUCCCUGCUAAACUGCUCUUCGCCCAAAUUUUUUCUUGUAAAAUGUGAGAUUGUGAACUUUGAAAGCAUCCCAACUCAAUCUAGCACAGGACAGAAGUGAAAAGCAUGAGAUUUGGCCGUGAUCAACAACAAAAUUAAAAUAACUGUUACUUCGUAAGCUACGGCGCAGUGGCAACAGUAUCAUGAAGCAGCACAACCAUUCCUUGCUAUUGAUGUUAUAAACCAUAUACAUUUCUUUUGCUUCGCUUGUAGAGUUCUCUGUAAAUUCUAACUCUUGUUAACAGGAAUGGUCACUUGAAUAGUAGACUCUUGUGGCUGCUAAUAUUUUCUAUAUAUUAUCGAGCAUGGUCGGAGAUCUCUCUAUGCGUGGAGCCUCAUGAAAAGAUAAGAUGAGGUUUUGAACCUCAAAUCUCUUCUUAAGAAGUGCAGAGCAUUAAUUUGUUUAGCGGAAGUUCUCAACAUGUAGUAAUAAUGGAAUACAAAUUAACGAUGGGCUGUGUUUGACGCUUAGUCGUUGACUAUAAUAAUUAAACGGCGUAGUUUUUUUGUUAUA